Molecule: messenger RNA, 231 nt
Organism: Pelagomonas calceolata
Lineage: Eukaryota; Pelagophyceae; Pelagomonadales; Pelagomonadaceae
Source: the annotation of a GenBank genome assembly
AUGAUCAUCCCCGUGCGCUGCUUCACGUGCGGCAAGGUCGUGGGCAACAAGUGGGACUCGUACCUCGAGCUGCUGAAGGCGGACUACUCCGAGGGCGACGCCCUCGACGAGCUCGGGCUGAAGCGGUACUGCUGCCGGCGAAUGGUGCUCACGCACGUCGAUUUGAUUGAGAAGCUCCUCAACUACAACACGCUCGAGCGCCGCGUGGUCACGGACCCGCAGCAGCAAUAA